UGCGAUGUGUUUAGUGAUCGUGGUGGUCUUUGGGGAUCGCAGGCAGGAGCUGCGAGAAGUGGCGUCCGCUCUCUCUUUUUCCACGGCAUUUCAGCCGAGGAGAGGGAGCUCAGGGGCCGGCUCCAGGCGAACAGCUUUGGGAGCGGCGAAUUGGGGGGGAGGGUGUUAUUUGCUGCCAUCGCCGGAAAAACUCAUCUGUUGCGCUCAUCUGUUGCUGGGCGCUUGGAGACAAGAGCAAGGUGAGGCGAAAGGCGAAGACGAAGAUGAUCAGGCACAGGCACAGCCUUUCCCAGUCCACGUCUACGAUGGCGGCGAUGGUCGUCUUGCUGUUGCUGGGGCUUCUCCAGCUUGCUGUUCCUGGACUUGCUCAAAGUCCGCCAUCUGGUAUGGUAAAGAUCGACAGCUUCACCUAUUCUGGCUCUGGCUGUCCGCCUGGAAGUUCGGGGGGCGUAGUCUCCUCUGACGCAACGACGUUCACUGUAGUUUUCGACAAGUACACGGCGUUCAGCCCAGAAAGUGCAGCCGACCGGCGGAAAAACUGCCAACUGUCCAUCGGCCUGACCUAUCCUGCUGGGUUCGUGUUUACUCUGGAGAGUGUGACAUUCCGCGGGAACUCAAAAGGCGGCGAGGGUUCACUGGCAGCCUCGUACUACUUCCCAGGUAUUCCAGAGACAGUCAGAUUGCAGCGCAAACUGCCUCCUCCCACGGAAGGCAACUUUGAGCUCACCGAGAAGUUCUUAACCUUCAUCUAUUCGCCGUGUGGCACUGAGUCGGUGAAGCUCUAUAUCAAUUUCGAGGCAAGAGUAAGGGGGGGCUCGAUCACCGUCGCCAGCGUGGAUUUUCGUCUCCUCUGGAAGAAGUGCUAAGGGCAUACGCGCACUAAAGCGUUUCUGGAGCAUCUGGCUGCAAAUGCAGCCAGAUGCACAGUUCAGAAGAAAGUCGUAAUGUGAGGAUGCUCUAAGCUGAUUAAACCAGGCGUCAACAACAGGGCGCCGGGCGGUCGUUCUACAUCAGCAAGCUACUUGGAGAGAAGCAGAACGAGCGACCGGGAGGAGCCCAACAUGGAGCUAAGUGGAUGAAUCUAUCUAUCGGUCCGCAGCUGCAUUGUCAGGGGCACGCGGUCUGCUAAGAACUGGCGACAUCACCGACACAGGCGAGCGGACGUGUGUCCAAGAGCACUUUGCUGAUGGAGCUCAAUAGGAAGCCUACACAGCCAGUUGUGGAACUGGUCAGUCAACCAUCAUUAUAAUUAUAUAUAGUACGUGUUUAAUGUCUGGCGGGCGAGCGAGUUUCCACGUCCUGUAAUUUCUAAACCUGGAAAAGAAUAGGCUGGCAUGUAGCACUUCCGGUGGGGAAGACCCCAACCCGAGUGCGAGAACUGUUGCGUAAAGAUGAAGUAGACGGCCGUAGCAAACAACAAGGCAGGCUACCUAGCUCUCUCUCUCUCUCUCUCUCUCUCUCUCUCUCUCUCCCCCCCCCUUUUGUUUGCUAGCUCGCUUGCUCGUUCGCUUGCUCCAUGUGUUCGUGUGUGACGCACAGAGUGCGAGUAGACACCCACAGAAGGCGCUCAGCGUUGCAGUUGAAUUCAGAGGGAGUAUCUUGAAUCUCGACCGCGGAGGCCCGAAGUGGGAUAUUAACAUGAAUAUGAUCUCUUCUGGUAAUGAAGAAUCGUCUUUUCCAAUGAAUUCCUGCAUAUGUUCAAUUUCUUGAAAUCGGUGCAUUUUUCGCCUGUAUGAUGUAUCAAUGUGUUCGAGAAAAGUUAUAGAUGCCCCCCGCGGUGAAACCUUUGUAGCGAUUUCUCCCCAAAAUGGACUUGUUGCGUCGGAGGUCCCCCACAAACUUUUCUGUCAUUCUUGCACCCCGGUCUGAGGCCGGUAGGGUCUCAGACCGGGCCUGAGGCCGCCUCAGCUUGAUUUCCAGCCGCAAGCCAACCCAGUUGUACGUGGGCGAUAGUCGGGUUCGGUACAUUCGAGAGGGCAUAGCAUACUCGCGUCCCCACUUCCUUCACCUCACCUGCGCCCGAUUCAAGAAAGAUACAUCCAAGAAAGUGUAAGUGUGACGCAGGUCCGAAAAUGACUUCCCGCCAUUUUUGCAUAGCGGGCAUUACCCAGUACGGGGCCAGAGGUACUCGGGCCUUCACCUCACCUGGGCCCGAUUCGAGCAACAUACAUCCAAGAAAGUGCAAAUGUGCCGCAGGUCCGAAAAUGACUUCCCGCCAUUUUUGCAUUGCGGGCGUUACCGGCCCAGUACGGCCAAAGGUACUUGAGCCUUCACCUCACCUGGGCCCGAUUCGGGAAAGAUACAUCCAAGGAAGUGCAAGUGUGCCGCAAGGUACUUGAGCCUUCACCUCACCUGGGCCCGAUUCGGGAAAGAUACAUCCAAGGAAGUGCAAGUGUGCCGCAGGCCGAACGGAAACUUCGAAAAGAGCCAAGCUUAUCAGCUUCCGCAGCCUCAGGCCCGGUCUGAGGCCCUACCGGGGAGCAAAAAAUACAGAAAAGUUAUUGGGGGACCUCAAAUGCAGCAAGUCCAUUUUUGGGGAGAUAUGGAUACAAAGGUUUUGCCGCGGGGGGCUUCUAUAACUUUUCCCAAUGUGUUCGCGUGUCCCCCCUCUGUCAUGAUUGCAGUGCGUUUGCGCGUAGCACCCGUUGUUGGUUCCUGUGGAGUGUAUGCCUUGCUCUUCCUGCCAAGUGGUCUGAGCCCUCCUUGUAUUUGCAGUCGCUAGCUGGUUCUCGAUCUCAUGGCGCCACUGUCUCUCCACGCUUUCUUAACGAACAGAGACUUAGCCUUUAAGCCUGCUUCGCUUGUGCUUGAACGA
Chara braunii is the source of this 2815-nucleotide messenger RNA. The record is from the annotation of a GenBank genome assembly. Lineage: Eukaryota; Viridiplantae; Streptophyta; Charophyceae; Charales; Characeae.